This is a messenger RNA of Salvia miltiorrhiza (redroot sage), 929 nucleotides long. RefSeq lists its product as uncharacterized. The record is from RefSeq and is a predicted model, not a curated record. The transcript has 2 exons. NCBI's taxonomy places the organism in Eukaryota, Viridiplantae, Streptophyta, Magnoliopsida, Lamiales, Lamiaceae. The coding region runs from base 293 to 772 and encodes 159 amino acids.
UGCUCAAGGCUUCCUUGAUGUCCUCGACCCCAUUGUCGGAUGUCAUAUUCAAUAAAACAGGACAGAUGAAAUCUACAACAUUAAAACUUCAACAUAUGACUUUAUCGGAUCAAAUUGAAAAUGCAUCAACAUUCUCCAAGGAGAUGACUUUGAGAUUGGUUGUACAAAAUCUACUAAUAAGGUCUUGUAUGCUCAAGCUGAGGAAGAUUUCGUAGAGCUUCUGUUCAGCUUCCUCAUAAUCCCACUAGGAGGCGUGCAGCGCCUUCUAGCGAGUAACUCUCUUAAUAAGUGUAUGGACUUAUUAUACAUGAGUGUGGCUGAUCAUAUACACAGCAAAUAUUUGAAGACUGGUGCAAGAAACUUGCUAAUCAAGCCCAAGAUACCUCACGGCUAUGUUUCCGAAAACCACAUUCUUCCUCUCCCUGAAGAAGGCUUGCCUGGUUUCUACCAAGAUAUGUUGAAUCUUUUUUCUUCUGUGAAGUUUCCAAAUGGCCGGGGGAAAUACCUCAAGGCACCGAGAACUUUCAUGGUGACCGAUGAUUUAACUGUUACACCUCUUUGCAUUACUUCGGCGCUUUCCUUUCUCAACGAGAUGAAAAUCCCUAUGUCUGAUGUCAAAGAAGUUGAACUGCAAAUUGGGUUGAAAGAGGCUUUAGGCAUAUUGAGAGCAUCCCUUACAUCUGAUUCUACUUUAUCCAAUGGUUUGAAUCUGAGCAAUCAAAUAUCUCAAAAACAAAAGAACCAAUUGUUUGAAUCCCAAGUUGGCUUAUGAUAUUACUAGUCAUAUUUUGUUUCGUGGCCAUUUUCUUAAGCAGAUUGUGUAGAUCUGCUUCUUAAUUUUCUGUCAUUUUGUAUCUGAUUUUUUGGCCUUGCUUAAUCAUAUGUUUUAUAUAUUUAUUGAUUAUAAAAUCAUCUAGUCUUCAUUGCUA